AUGGGCCAGAAAUCGAAGGAUACACUGGCCGUCCGGCCACAGAGUCGCGGGCGCAGAUCCCGCAGUCGAUCUCCGAAUCCGAAGAGUGGAAAGUCCACCAAAGUCGCCAGCUAUGCAUCGGACGGCGUGCGAGACAAUGACAUCUUCAACUUGCCUGCUUCGGAUUAUAAAUUGCUGGUUUUGGUGACCCUGAUCGCGGCUGCCGUGCGCUUGUUUCGCAUUUACCAACCCACCAGUGUAGUGUUCGAUGAAGUCCAUUUUGGUGGGUUUGCAAGCAAGUACAUCAAGGGAAAGUUCUUCAUGGAUGUUCAUCCACCGCUCGCAAAACUCUUGAUCACUCUUGCUGGUUGGUUGGCUGGGUUUGAUGGAGAAUUCGACUUCAAAGACAUUGGCAAGGACUACCUGGAGCCAGGGGUGCCCUACGUCGCAAUGCGAAUGCUUCCUGCGAUUUUAGGUGUUCUCACUGUGUCCCUGAUGUUCUUGACACUAAAAGCCACUGGAUGCCGGACCUCCACGGCGGUGAUGGGCGCUGGACUUGUCAUCUUCGAUAACGCGCUUACUACUCAGUCCCGCCUCAUUCUCCUUGACUCGCCUCUCGUCUUUUUCACGGCCCUAACCGCAUUGACAUUCACUUGCUUCACGAAUCAACAAGAAUUGGGACCUUCAUCCGCAUUCAAGGGACCAUGGUGGUUUUGGUUGGCUGCAACGGGUGUCUCUCUCGGGGCCACACUGAGUGUAAAAUGGGUGGGCCUCUUCACUAUGGGCUGGGUUGGAUCUCUCACGGUCCUCCAGCUUUGGAUCGUGCUCGGUGAUGCGAAGACUGUGACUCCCCGAUUGUGGUUCAAGCACUUCUUCUCCCGGGUUUUCUGCCUGAUCGUCAUUCCCGUCGGAUUCUACAUGGCCAUGUUCUACAUUCACUUCCUCUGCUUGGUCAAUCCUGGGGAGGGCGACGGUUUCAUGUCAUCCGAAUUUCAGGCUACCCUCAACUCCAAGUCCAUGCAGGAUGUGCCAGCAGAUGUGUCCUUUGGCUCUCGCGUUAGCCUUCGUCAUUGGAACACUCAAGGCGGCUACCUUCACUCCCAUAAUCACAUGUACCCCACCGGUAGCAAGCAGCAGCAGAUCACUCUUUACCCGCACAAGGACGAGAACAAUGUGUUUGUCAUGGAAAACCAGACUCAGCCCCUUGGUCCUUAUGGUGAGAUCGAAGGUCCUUAUGCCUGGGAUAACUCAACCGUGAGUUUCAUCGAGGACGGGGCUGUGAUCCGUCUGUACCACGAGAUUACUCACCGCCGAGUUCAUUCGCACGAUGAGAGACCCCCAGUUACCGAAGCAGAUUGGCAAUUCGAGGUCUCCGCAUAUGGUUAUGAAGGAUUCCCCGGUGACGCCAAUGAUCUUUUCAAGGUUGAGAUCGUGAAAUCCAUGUCUGACGGCGCUGAAGCCAAGAAGCGCGUGCGUACCAUUCAGACUAAAUUCAGACUUGUCCAUGUCAUGACAGGCUGUGUGCUCUUUUCUCACAAAGUCAAACUCCCUGAAUGGGGCUUUGAGCAGCAAGAGGUGACUUGCGCGCGCGGUGGAACUUUGCCCAACAGUGUCUGGUACAUCGAAUCUAACUAUCACCCCAUGAUGCCGGUGGAUGCUGAGAAGGUCAACUACCGCAACCCCGGAUUCUUGGGCAAGUUUUGGGAAUUACAAAAGGUUAUGUGGACAACCAAUGCUGGCUUGGUCGAGUCGCACGCCUGGGAUUCUCGCCCGCCAUCGUGGCCAACUCUUCUCCGUGGUAUCAACUUCUGGGGCAAGGACAACCGCCAGAUCUACCUUCUGGGUAAUCCUCUUAUUUGGUGGUCUUCCACAGCUGCCAUUGGCAUUUACUUUGUUUUCAAAGCACUCGCGGUCAUUCGCUGGCAGCGCAGCUGCAAUGAUUACCGCCACGUCACAUUCAAGCGUUUUGACUAUGAAGUCGGUAUGAGCGUCCUGGGAUGGUUCUUCCACUACUUCCCCUUCUACCUCAUGGCUCGUCAACUGUUCCUUCACCACUACCUUCCUGCGCUCUAUUUUGCCAUCAUGGUCCUCUGCCAAGAGUUUGACUUCAUCACAUCACGCAUUAAAAGCCUGGGCUUGGCGUCAAAACCGGCUAUUGGCAAAAUUAUGAUGGCGGGUUUCUUGCUGCUCAGCAUCGCUGUUUUCACGCUGUACUCUCCUCUGGUUUAUGGCAACCCAUGGACACAGAGUGCGUGCCAGAAGGUGAAGCUGCUGAAUGGUUGGGACUUCGAUUGCAACACCUUUCACACCGACCUCAGCCAAUACAUCACGGGUGUGAACAGCGUCGCCAACGUUGUUCCGACCACGCCAGCCUCAGUGCCUCAAGUCGCGUCCCAGCAGGAGCAGCAGCAGGCCCCUGCUGUUGAGGUUCCUCACCAGCAACAGGAGCAGGAGCAGCCUGAUCAGGCCGCCGUCACCUCAGCCAAAUUGUCCGGAUCUGUUGCUCGAGUGGAAUAUCGCGACCAGCACGGCAACGUCCUUCCUGAGGAUGUUGUCGCUUCGCUGCGCUCAGAAGGCAAGGUCAAGUUUGAGACUCGCUACGAGUCACGAUCCAAGCUAGAGCAUGCCCAGGAGAUCCCCAUCGUGAAUGGUCAACUCGCUCCCCCUCAUCCCGAUGUGGAGGGACAGAACCCCGAGACUGGCGCCGGAAAGCCCGAGGAUUCUGUUCCCCCAGAGAAACCCGCCUCGGUUGCCGAGGAAAAGACUCAAUCUGUGGAGAGCUCUGGUUCUCCAGAGGCAAAGCCUGCCAGUGAGGGAUUGGAAGCUACCAAGUAG
Messenger RNA from Penicillium oxalicum, 2814 nucleotides. RefSeq names its product protein mannosyltransferase 1 (gene pmt1). Gene Ontology annotation, cellular component: membrane; endoplasmic reticulum. Gene Ontology annotation, molecular function: dolichyl-phosphate-mannose-protein mannosyltransferase activity. Gene Ontology annotation, biological process: protein O-linked glycosylation via mannose. The coding region runs from base 1 to 2814 and encodes 937 amino acids. The record is from RefSeq and is a predicted model, not a curated record. The transcript has 5 exons. Lineage: Eukaryota; Fungi; Ascomycota; Eurotiomycetes; Eurotiales; Aspergillaceae.